Messenger RNA from Patella vulgata (common limpet), 10139 nucleotides. Its product is annotated as TBC1 domain family member 9. The record is from RefSeq and is a predicted model, not a curated record. Gene Ontology annotation, molecular function: calcium ion binding. Lineage: Eukaryota; Metazoa; Mollusca; Gastropoda; Patellidae. The coding region runs from base 119 to 4045 and encodes 1308 amino acids. The transcript has 31 exons.
AGUAGAUAAUAAUAUUGUUGUUGACAAAUUUGGCCACAUCCACCAGGAACUUUGUUCAGAUAAAUGGCCAAUAAAUAGAUAAUGUUUGUAUGAUUUGGUUAUCUAAUUAGCAAAUACAAUGUGGGUUAAGCCUGAGGAGGUGCUACUUGCAAAUGCCCUUUGGGUGAAUGAAAGAGCAAACCCAUAUUUUGUACUACAGAAGAGAAAGGGUUAUGGUGGGGGAGGAUUAGCUGGUUUGUUGGUUGGAACUAUUGAUACAGUUUUAGAUAGUAAGACCCCACCAUAUAGGAUAUUACAUCAAACACCUGGUUCAGAAUUAAGUUACUAUAUAUCUGAAGCCAACAAUAAGAAGGAAAUUAGUAAAGAUUGGGAAUGGAUAGAACAAAAUUUGAUGCAAACACUAGCUGCGUUUGAGAAUGAUGAAGAAGCAACUGAUUUUGUACGAUGUAAGAUAGAAAGUCUGGUGGCUAAUAUUGUUGAAAUCAAGGAAGAUGAUGAGACACAGAGAUUUGUUACUGCUACCAGAAAGUUCAGAAAACUCUUCAAUAUGCCAAAAGAAGAAAAACUGGUUAACUAUUAUUCGUGUAGUUAUUGGAAAGGGAAAGUACCAAGACAGGGUUGGAUGUAUCUCAGUAUUAAUCAUCUGUGUUUUUACUCAUUUUUAUUGGGAAGAGAAGCAAAGGUUAUUAUACGAUGGACAGACAUCACUAAAUUAGAGAGAGAUAAUAAUAUGUUGUUUCCUGAUACAGUUAAAAUAUCAACUAGAGAGGCAUCUCAUUAUUUCUCCAUGGUGAUGCACAGUAGUGAGAGUUACAGAUUAAUUGAACAGUUGGCUAAUAUGGCUAUGAAACAGUUAAUGCAAGAAGGAGGAUUUGAAGAAGAUAAAAUGAUUUCAUUUAGAACCAAAAAAAAGACCUCGAAGAAGAUGUCAUCGUUAAAAAGAGAUUUAGAUGCACGAGCCAGAAGUGAAGCAUUCAGACAAGCGUUCCAGUUACCUGUACAUGAGAAAUUAGAUGGUGAUGAAGAAUGUACAUUAUGGACACCAUAUAAUAAACAACAUGUUAAUGGUCGAUUAUAUCUAUCUUCUAACUUUAUCUGUUUCGCCAGCAGGGUGAGAGAUUUAGUAACAGUUAUAAUACCAUUACGUGAUAUACAGGUAGUAGAAAAGGUAGAUAACUCUGCUUCUGGUAAUCUGAUAUAUAAUGCUGUACUAGUCACUACUAAAGGAAAGAUGAGUUUUACAUUUGCCCAGUUCAGUGAUCGAGAUUUUAUUUUAGAAAGAAUAUCAGAUUUUCUCUUCAGACAACCUGAAUCUAAAUGUCGAACUAUAAGUCAGAGUGACGAUAGUGAAGAACAGAUUAAAUUUCAACCAGCUUUGAUUAGUUUAUUCUGUAGACGAGAAUCAGACGAUCUUUCGCCAAAAGAAACAGUUAAAAUGCACUUAUGGGACGUUCACUUUGCAGAGUAUGGAAAGGGAAUGUGUAUGUAUCGAACCCAUCGAACACAAGAACUAGUAUUAAAAGGCAUUCCUGAUAAAUAUAGAGGUGGAAUGUGGAUGGUCUUCUCAGGGGCAGUUAAUGAGAUGGCGUCUAACGAGGGUUACUAUGGUAAAAUUGUACAAGAAAGUUUGGGUAAAUCUUCUAUAGCUACAGAAGAAAUAGAAAGAGAUCUACAUAGAUCUUUACCAGAACAUCCAGCAUUUCAGAAUGAUUUGGGUAUAAGUGCAUUAAGAAGAGUUUUAACAGCUUAUGCUUGGAGGAAUCCUAAUAUAGGUUAUUGUCAAGCUAUGAAUAUAGUAACAAGUGUAUUAUUAUUGUAUACCAGUGAGGAAGAAGCCUUCUGGUUACUAACAGCGAUAUGUGAAAGAUUAUUACCAGAUUAUUAUAAUACUAAAGUUGUAGGAGCUCUUAUAGAUCAAAGUGUAUUUGAAGAUUUAAUUAGGACGUAUUUACCUAGUAUGCAUGAUAAAUUAGAGACCCUGGGUUUACUCAGUAUGAUAUCUUUAUCAUGGUUUCUGACUAUCUUCCUCAGUGUUAUGCCAUUUAGCUGUGCUGUAAAUAUUUUAGAUUGUUUCUUCUACAAUGGAGCUAAGGUAAUGUUCCAAAUAGCAUUAGCUAUAUUAGAUGAGAAGAGUGAUCAGUUAUUAGCAUGUAAUGAAGAUGGUGAAGCUAUGACUAUAUUAUGUAAAUAUUUAGAGAAUAUAACUAAUGAAGAUUCGACUAUACCAACAGUUAAACAUAUAUCAUCUUUAACACCUAGUGGAGAUGUACAGUCAUCUGUAGAUGUGACUGGUUUAAUAGAACAAAGUUAUAGAUUAUUUGGUAAUAUCAGUAAUCAGGUGGUGGAUAAAUUACGAUUACAAUACAGAUUACGAGUUGUUCAGACUAUUGAAGACAGUACAAAGCGUAAUGUAUUAAGAAGUGUUGCAUCAGAUACAUUAUGUAAAGGUAAAGAACUGGAUGAUCUCUAUAUUUUAUUUAAGGAGGAAUAUUUAACAUCAUGUUAUUGGAGAACAAGUCAACAACCAGUUGAUACAGCUGAUAAAUUUGAUCCAUCACGACCAUAUUAUGAACAAUAUAAAGUUGAUUAUGAUCAGUUUAAAACAAUGUUUCUGUCUCUAUCACCAUGGGCAACUGGUUUACAUGCUGGAGUUCUCUCCCUUAGAGCUUUCAGGUAUCUUGAUGAGAAUAAAGAUAACAUGAUCAAUUUUAAAGAGUUUGUACAUAUAAUGGGUAUAAUGUGUAAAGGUAGCGUAGCUCAGAGAUUAAAGUUAUUAUAUUAUUUACAUCUACCACCAGCUUUCGUUAAUGAUGACGAGGAGGAAGAAGUUGAGACACCAACUUCACCAAAUACAGAUUCUACAGAAAGUGGGGUGGAGGCCGCCGAAUUCUUUGAAGAAGAUUCAGAUUUAAACUCGACAAAAGAGGAUUCUGAAGAUUUAGAAUUACCAAGUCCACUACCAGAUACAACACAAGUACCAGAUAUAAAAAAGGAUAAAGAGAGUGAAAUCAAGGAUAAGGACAGUCAAGUCAAGGACAAGGACAGUCAAGUCAAGGAUAAGGACAGUCAAGUCAAGGAUAAGGACAGUCAAGUCAAGGAUAAGGAUAGUCAAGUCAAGGAAAAAGACAGUCAAGUUAAGGAUAAGGACCCUCAAGUCAAGGAUAAGGAUCAGAGUGAAGUAGAAAGUAAGACUACACCUCCAACAACAUUACCUAUAGAGACAACUGAACCCAAGCAAGUUGAUACUACACUGACUGAUUCUACAGCUAAUACACUUUUACUAGAUAGUUCUACACCUAGUCCAGACUCUAAAUCAGAUGAUUAUGUUCUUGAUGAUGGUAUAUAUGUAAAUAGAAGAAGAAAGAGAACAUUAAGUGAGAGAUUGCAAUCGGACAGAAAGGAAGAUUAUAAAAAUGUUGGUAGGAUGAAUCAGGUUCAGUUUAUACAACUAUGGAAGACUUUAUAUGAUAUGUUUCUCGAUAACAAAGAUCAACAAAAUCUUUAUCAUUCUAUUGCCUCCAUUGGUACACUUCUGCUACAGAUCGGAGAUGUAGGCAAAAGAUUUUAUAUGCAAAAAUCAGUAUCAGAUGAAACACAGAGUUAUGCAUCCGAUGUACCUUUGUCAUCCAGUUUAGAUAGCAGAAGUGACCUGUCUGCUAGUCCAGAUAGCGGUGCCCCCUUUGGUAUGGAUGCGACAGGAGCAGAUAACACCAGUGAUGCUGUUCCUAGCGCAAUUACUGAUUCUGUAGAGACAAUUGAAAAUGAUAAAAUUGAGAAAGCUGGAAACGGUAGUAAUGGUGAAAGUGGCAUAGGUGUGUCCAUGUACGAGAGCCAUCAAUCAUCGGAAUCAACAAAAUCUGCUGGAAGUAAGGCAGAUGGUGAUUGGUCUAUUACAUUUGAACAGAUUAUGGCUUCCAUGUUGACUGAGCCUCCAAUUGUAGCUUAUUUUGAACAGCAGUCGGACAUCUCAGAACCCGUACAACGAAUGAGAAACAGACGCCUGCAGACGAAACAAAGUAGUCCUGCUUUAGAAGCUACUUCAUAGAGUGUUGAAUAUUGUGAUAGGGACCAACUUUUAUAUAUAAAUAUUUAAAAUUGCUUUAUGAUUAUAUCAAAUAAAAAAGAUAUUCUGCUUCCCAGAGGGUGGGGUUGGAUGGUCAAAUAGUUUGUUUAUGCGCGUUGUAUCAUAAGGUCUGUCAUUGAGUCAACUGGUGUGGUUUAGAUUCCGGGCGAAAUUACGCUAAUAGCACACUUUAUGGCGUAGGUAUACCCAUCUUCAUUAGCCAACAAUAAGACGUUAAACCCUAUUUCAUUUUGCAUCUAGUUAUGGGAGAGAAAUGAUGGAAGGAGUGCGUUCACAUUUCUACAGAAUCUGUGCUUUCGGUCAUAGAUUGAGAAAAUAAUUAAAGAUAAAUUAUGUAAGAUUUAGAUAAAGAGCUGGUCAUUCUUGCUAUAAUAGUUCAAAAAUAUGCAAAAUGAAUAUAUUGAAAAUUUCAUUCAAAUAAUUUUAUUCUGAGCCAAGUUAUAACUGUUUGUAGUUUUGACAAGACGUAUGCAUUGAUUGUUUAUUAUCGUAACCAAGGUACUGGUAUAUUUGAUACUUAGUCUUGCUUCUCCUUUUUUUAAAAUUAAAUCAUUAAAUGGCCAAACUGCUCUAAUCUAGUUAAAAUCUCGAGCAUCCGAUGGCUUGUCAUGUUAAUAAAUAUCUAAUUAAUAAUUUAUAUAAUAUAUAAGGCCUAGACAGAUCUACAAUAGGCAAAUUGAGAUCUUGAAUGAUGCAUCUUUAAUGCUUGUAAAUAAACAUGUAAACAGAGGAUGAGAUGUAGAUCCUUGAAAUGUGAAGUUUGUGAUCGGCCACUUAUCCACAUGAUCCUUUGACAAAAUAAAAACACAAAAAUACCCCCCCCACCCCCUCUUCAGAAUAUCUUUUUUGUAUGACCUUGGAUGCAGAUGACAUGAGCUUACAACUUUUAACCCAUGGAAAUAGAAAAUCUAUUCAACUGGCCAUUAAUGUGUUCUGUUAUCAAUAAACAGUCUCGUAUAUAGGGUCUAACAUUAUCGAAAUCCAUUUACUAAAAUAGUCAUUUGAACAGAUUUUAUGGUGUAGGGAAUUCAUUAUUUUAUGUCACCUUUGUGAUUGUGAUUAUAAUUGUCAGCAAUGGUAUUAUAUUACAAAGGUUAGUUGUCAUUAAAGAUACAUUAUGGGAGAUUAGAUAAAGAGCAGGCAGUUCUCAUUAUAAUAGUUAAAAACAUAAAACUAGAUAAUGUAAAGGGAAUUUGCUGAAAAAUUCAGUCAAAUGGAUCCACUCUGAACUGAGAUUUAAGCAAUUGAAUUUUCAGCCUAGCCUCGAUUACUAAAGUCGGUACGAUAAAACAUAUAGUCUUGAUUAUCCAUUUUAUGAUUACAUUAUGAAUGGAAGUCGAACAUCAAACCGUAACCUAAUCCAAUAAACAUCGCAGACUAGCGAUGCCAUCGAGAGUUGAUUAUGGUCUGGACAAGUUAAUUAGUGUCUAAUUAAUAACUUAGAUAACAUUUAAAAUUUCAGGCCUAAAGAAAGACCUGCAAUAGGCAGAUUUAGCUCUUGCAUAAUGUAUGUUUUAUGGUGACUAAUUUGCUUAGAUAUGAUGUCUUUUUUGCAAUACAUACCCACAAAAUGCUAUCAGAAUUAGCUGCAGAUGUAUAGUGGAAUAUAUUGAUAAUAUUAGAGUACAGACAUUAAAUCUCUUGUGAAAAUCAUAUUUAUUAUAUAAGGCAUUAAUUGUAAUUAGUAGUUAUCGAUUAAUAAAAUAUUGCUUUCAUUGGAAAUAUUGUAGUUUGUUAGAACUUCCCUAACAAUUUUAUUAUGAUUUAAGUAUAUUUAGUAUUACAAAUUAUAAAUCUGCAUUAUAUUUAACCUCAUGGAGUGAGUAAAGUUAUUUCCAUUAACCGGACAUUGGGCAUUACAAACAUGUUUAAAUUGCCUAUAUGAGAUUGAGCUUAAAUGAGAAUGUGCAAUAUUUGGGACAUUGACAGCUCACAGCGAAAAUUGCUUCACUAAACACAGCUUUAACUUCUAGUACUUGGGAAUUUUGGUGGUUUAACACGUGCAUGUGAAAUAACAAGAUCUGUCAUUGAGUCAAGUGGAGUGGUUUCGAUUCCCAGCUUGUACGUUAAAAGGAGUAGGGUUGUCUAUCCAACCUCGUGGGUUUUCUCCGAAUUCUCCGAUUUCCUCCCACUGCCAAAAAUCCCAAUGUGCAAGCAAAUAAUUGAAACAUAAUUGAACCAUAUGUUAGUAACGAAAUGACCUAGUUUGUGUCGACUGAAUGUUAAACCCUUUAAAUUGUUAUAAUAAUAUAUUUGUUACAGUUACACUUGUUUAUAUUUUACUAGUCAUUGUAUAGUUACACUGUGUAUAGUUACAUAUUCUAUAUAAAACAUUUUAUACUUAAUUAUUCUGGUGAACUGGUCUUGGCCGACAUUUUUUUUUUCAGAUUGACAAACCUGUUGUUUUCUUUAAAUUACAUGUGAUAUAGUCAGAUAUCUUAAAGAUAGACACCACGAAUAUCAUAUAUAUAUAUACAAAUUAUCAUGUAUUUCCUUUCUAUUGAAGAACUUUUCAGAAUGGAUUGUGAAUUAAAACAGUGAUAAAAAUGUUAGUUAAAUAUACAUAGUCAUAUGUGGUUAGAUACUGAUCAGCCGAAUUUUUUAUUUAGAGCUAAGGCUUUGACAUAUAAUGUCAUUCAUUUAUAUAGUGUUUAUAUAAUUAUAAUAUAGAUUCAGUUGUAGUGCUCAAUAUAUAUUUAUAUAUUAUAUAAACAAUUGUAUAUUCAUGUAUUAUUCUUUUCUGAUGUAUGUAAUAUGAGAUUUUUUUUUUUUUAUAGCAUAUCAUCUCUUGGGAUUUCAAUUGGUUUUAACCAGGCCUGGAAAUUAUGGUGUUUGAUGUAUCUGACAUAAUGUCAAAAGUCAGGCACUGGAACCUGACAUAAUGUCAAAAGUCAGACACUGGAACCUGACAUAAUGUCAAAAGUCAGGCACUGGUACCUGACAUAAUGUCAAAAGUCAGGCACUGGAACCUAACAUAAUGUCAAAAGUCAGGCACUGGAACCUGACAUAAUGUCAAAAGUCAGACACUGGAACCUGACAUAAUGUCAAAAGUCGAACACUGGUACCUGAAAUUUUAAACAUUGUACAUCUAUACUAAUAUUUGUGACUGUCGUUUGUCUGUUUCUGUUCAUGGUUGGCGGCUACACAAGGGGUGUCCCAAGGCUGAAAUGUGGUGUAUAGGGGUAGCUUGGACCAGGUAAUAACAUGAUGGCAUUGGACUACCGCUUAUGGUUUCGGGGUUAUACUACUCUCAACCCAUGCAAUGCCAAUGUCAUCCGCUAAUAUGUUAUAGAUAUAAAUAAAAAAACUGGUAAAAUAUAAAUCAUUGCCUGAUAAAAUGAUAGGUACCAGAGGGAUUGUGCCUGGCAAAGUCUGAAUUUGCGCCUGACAAUGUCUGUGACAGGUGCCUUAUUUCCAGGCUUGAUUUAUUUUGUUUAUAAAACCUGUAGUAUAUUUUAUUGUAGUAAAAACAAGUCGGGGAAUAUCUUUUUUUGAAAUUAUUUCGUUUGGGUAUCCGGACAGAAAAAAUUAUGUUGAUGAUAGAUAUAUUAAUAAUUGUUUUUGAGGGAUCCCUGCUUUAUAUAUUGUAUGUAGGUAAAACCCUAAUAUUUAUAUGUUGUUACAGCAUGACAUAUUUACAUAUUUUGUUCCUUUUCCUUUGGAUGAUAAAGUUUGUCAUUGAGUCAAAUGGUAUGUUUUUGAUUUCACAAUGUGCAUGACAAGGGGUAGGGUUGCUUGUCCAACCUUGUGGGUUUUUUCUGGGUCCUCCUACUGCUAAAGAGCCUUACACUAGCAAAUUAUUGAAAUAAAAUUGAACCAUAUGUUAGCCCAGAAAUGACCUGUUAUAUUUUUUGAUAUAUUAAAUAGUCUUUAUAUUUUUACUCUCUCCAAAUUCAGUAUCUCAAUAUCAAGUAUUAUUUUUCUAUAUUCAUGCUUAAUUAGAAUUAGUUUAAACAGGGUUAAAGGACAUUCAUUACUAGAUGAUUCUGUCAAAAAAAGAGGGUUUCUAGUUCUUCGGAGGGGACUAAAAACCCUUUGCAUUUUCCGGACAAUAACUGAUUUGUCACGUCUUAAUCCACACUAAGGUCUACUCAUAUGCAUUAUUUAACAUUUGAUUAAGAAAAGAAUGAUCAAAAUAUCAAGGGUAGAUAAUCUCUUAAUUUGGAUUCACUUGGAUUCGAAAGAGGAUCAUCAACAGAUUUUAGUGAAGAUUAUAGGUGGCUCUAGCUUGUUUGGACCAAAUGAUUGUUGACAAGUUUUCAAUUCUUCCUCAUAUCUUUAAAAAUACUGAAUGGAAUUGAAUGAUAUUUGUACUUAUAUUCCUAUUAGAGAUUCAACUUCCAUAGUAUUGUAUUUGCAAGGAAUUCAAAAUUUUUCAAAUGAUGAACAUUAAUUGUGACUAGAGUAGCAUUUUAAUGGUCUAAUAUAAAUACAUUUUGUUUGUUUGUUUGUUUAUUUUAGAUGAAAAAUGUUUACAAACAUUCUUUAUUCUAUAACAAUUCAUAAUAUGGUUAUAUAUGAAACAAUGUUUGGUUCAUAACUAAAAUACUAGUUGUUAUUUGUUUGGGGAUGUGUAAAUAGCUAACAAUUUAUGAUGUACUGUAAAACUUCAUGUAUUAAUCUAGAUAUUUUUGACCAAUAUGAUGUUUGUAAGACUGUUUUAGAUUAUGUAUCUCAAGAACAAAAACUCGCUAUAUUUUCUUUAUAUUUUUGCUCUGUAAUAAUUUCUUUUAAAUCUAAAACUUGGCCUUUAACUAAAAUGUUCCCAUUAAAAUAAACAUUUCAAAUCCAACUAACAGUACCAUUCAAAGGUAGCUGGUUGUAUCCUUGCUCAAUCAGCCAAUAUUCUGAUAGAUGCUGCGAUGCAGUUAUUUGUAAUGAUUGUGUCCUUAUCCAAUAUAUAUCAGAAAUCUUAUUACCCCAAGGUAUUUUGGAAUAUUUUUUGCUGAAGACUCAGAGUCUACUAGAAAAUCCUGGCGCUACCACUGAACUUAUACAUGUAUAUGUAUAUAUUAAAUGGGCAUUUUAGCAAUACACCAGUGAUAAUUUCCAGUACUUAUAUAAGCAUAAUGUUGUAAUUGGUUGGGCAUUCCAGCUUAUUGUAUAUAGUAGCUAGUGUCUUUAUAGGUCUUCUUGAAUUAAACAAAGCUUGUCCUGUGUAUGUGCCAGGCCUUAUUUAGUUAAUAAUUUUGAUAGUAAUUUUUGAUGUAUAAUCAUAUUGAUUGGUAAAUAUAUUGUAUUUUGUUAUCAGUGAAUGAGGGUUUGGUUACAUGUAUUUCCUAUAUCCUGCUCUUAUCCUUUCUGUGGCAUUCUUUGUUUAUUUUUAUUUUCUUGAUUCUUUUGAAUUUUUCAAUACUUUUGUCUAUAAUGAUCUCCACAACCCCCUUAGGUCAUAUUCCCCUGGUAAUGAAAUUUAAAGUGAGAGCUGUGGGUGUUGGAAAUUAUUAAAAAGUUCUGAAUGAUAUUUAUUCUUUAUUUGAUGAAAUGGACAAAGUGACAAAAUCCCAAUGAUUAUUUUUAUUAUUUAAAUUAUGGACAAAUAAAAUUGUAUAUAAUAAUUUUGAAGAGUUUAAUUUAAAUAAUUGCCAGAUGUUGAUGUAACCACUUAAAAAUUCAAGUUAAUGGAUGUAUUUUGAAUAGUCUUUACUAAUAGCAUGGACCUUGCACUAACAAGUAUUAGAAUUCAAAUAAAUUUGAGAAUAUAUAUCUUAUAUUUGGUUUAAGUGCUUCCAUUAAUACUAUUAUAAAAACCCAUGCUAUGUGUUUAUUCAAUCUGAUUAAAACACAGAUCCUAUUCUGUUUCGUUUUUAUAGUUCAAAAUUUUGUUUUACUUGACCUCACAACAGUAGGAUCUGGAAGAGUCUUCAUAUAGUGUAGGCCAUUGAGAGUAAAAAAACGAAAUGAAAUAUAGAUCUGUAUUUUAAUUAGAUUGCGUAUUUAUUAUUUGUAUGUUAUGUUUUAUAUUAUCAAUAUUGAUGACUUCUAUUAUUUGUUUAGUGGCUGUUUGUAUAAAACAAGGCACAGAAAUAAAAUACUCAUAAUGGUUCAAUUUAAA